AUGGGCGUCGCAGAGCAGACGAAGAUCUUUCUCAACUUGCUUACGGAGCCUCCUAGCUCUUUAUGCAAGACUUAUAAAUGCAAUUGCUUCAUUAGUAUUGGAGAAAUUGUCAAUCCUGCUCAACUCGCCCACACAAAAUCCUUAUCGAUAAGCCCCAAAAACAAACCACCACCUGAACUCAGCAUUGACCACCACGACGCGGUCACACUUCUCCCUUCUCGCUUCUCCUGCAAUCAUUCUCAGCAAUUCUUUAAGUUUCAAGUUCCCUCAUUAACUCACCACACAAUGCAAAUCCUCCUCCUAGACGGCGGCCUCGGCACAACCCUCGAAUCCCCGCCCUACAACAUAACCUUCACCCCACAAACCCCGCUCUGGUCCUCGCACCUCCUCCUUUCCGCCCCCUCCACGCUCGCCGCCGUGCACCGCUCCUUUCGCGCGGCCGGCGCCGAUAUCCUCCUUACGGCAACGUACCAGUCUAGCACGGAGGGUUUCACGCGGACGAGGCCGGAGCUUACGGAUGAGGAUGCGGCGCGGUAUAUGCGGUCUGCGGUGAAGAUUGCGCGGGGUGUUGUUGGUGAUCCUUUGUCUGCGUCUGCGUCCGUGAAACAGGAAGAAAAGGAGAAGGGGGAGACACAAGGACACGACACACGGGGGCUUGAACAGGGGAGGCAAUGUCGCGUUGCGCUGUCACUCGGUCCGUUCGGUGCGACCAUGACCCCUGUCUCCGCGGAGUAUAGCGGAGUUUAUCCAAGUGAGAUGGACAGCGAGGGUGCGUUGCGGUCGUGGCAUGCGCGGCGGCUGGGUGUGUUUGUUGAGGAUGGUGAGGCGUGGGACGGAGUUGAGUAUGUGGCGUUUGAGACUGUGAAGCGGACGGACGAGGUGCGCGCUGUGCGAGGGGCUAUAUUCGACGUUACGCAGGGGCUAGAGCAGGGAUAUGGAAGAAAACCCUGGUGGGUGUGUGGUGUUUUCCCUACGGAAGAGGUGGACGAGGGUGAGGUUAGACGGUGGGUUGCUGCGGCACUUAGAGAGCAGAGGGACGGGUCUGGCUUUGCGCUACCGAGGCCGUGGGGCAUAGGGGUGAACUGUACACGGGUAGAUCACAUUAUCAGGAUUGUCGAGAUUAUGCGGGACGAGUUACAUCGUCUCUCUGAACGAGGUGACUUUGUGGACGAGUGGGCGUCGCGGUCUGGGAGACCCUGGCUGGUGUUGUAUCCGGAUGGAACAAAGGGGGAAAAGUACGACCCUGUCAGCAAGACAUGGGUAGCGGGUGCGACAGCUGUGCGACGGCCGUGGGAUGAGAGCUUCUGGGACGUUGUGCAACGUCAGGCAGAGGGCGACUGGGAAGGGAUCAUUAUCGCAAGUAGAUGUCAGGCCACGUUGGCUGGAUUAGAUGGACUGAGAAUAGCAGCCCCUUCGAUAUACGUCACCUCGUAA
This is a messenger RNA of Aspergillus calidoustus, 1434 nucleotides long. The record is from the annotation of a GenBank genome assembly. NCBI's taxonomy places the organism in Eukaryota, Fungi, Ascomycota, Eurotiomycetes, Eurotiales, Aspergillaceae.